AUGUUCUUGAAAGGACUCUCUCUUCUUGCUGUGGCCGGCGGCGCCCAGUUUGCCAUCGCGUUCAGGGUUGUUACUGCCGAAGAGGCAUGGUCUGCAAUCAACCCCGGAUGGAAUCUUGGAAAUACUCUCGAUGCUAUUCCAGAUGAGACCAGUUGGGGCAAUGCGGCAGUGGUCGAAUCUACAUUCGACGAGAUCAAAAGAGCCGGUUUUAAGUCCGUCCGUAUUCCCGUAACAUGGACCGACCACUUUGCAAGUCAAGCUCCAGACUAUAUUGUUAAUCCAGCAUGGAUGAAUCGUGUUGAGACGGUCGUGGAUUGGUCUCUUAGUAAAGGUUUCUGGGUAGUCCUCAAUGUCCACCACGACAGCUGGCAAUGGGCAGACUUUACAAUUGAACCGGAAACUCUCGAGGAGAGGAAGACCAAGUUUGAGAAACUUUGGGUCCAGAUCGCGGACCGGUUCAAGUCAAAGUCUGAGAAACUCAUUCUUGAGUCUUUGAACGAACCAGCCGGUAGCAGUAGUCAAGAAAAUGCCGAACAAUAUAACGAUGCAAAUCAACGUUUUGUCAAUAUCGUUCGCUCUUCCGGUGGUUAUAAUGCCGAUCGCCUCCUCACCCUCCCCGGCUUGAACACAAACAUUCAACGCACGGUUGAUUGGUUUGUCGAGCCGGCCAAUGCUUCCAACUACAUCCUCCAUGUCCAUGACUACGACCCCUGGGACUUCGUCUCUACCUCCUGGGGCCGCACCUUUUGGGGAACGGCCGCCGAUAAACAGGCUAUUGAAGAUACUUUUAUCGCACUUCAAACAAAGUUCCAGGCUCCUGCAAUGAUUGGUGAGUGGGGUCUCACGGGAACGUCGGUAGAAAACGGAGCGGCAUGGAAUUACUUUGACUUCUUCGUCCGCACAAGUAAGAAGUACGAGCUUGGUGCACAACUUUGGGAUAAUGGAAACGAUCAUUAUGAUCGCGUUAACAAGAAGUGGAGAGAUCCAGUUAAACUGGCAAUCAUUCAGAAUGCGGUGAGGGAUAUUCCGAAUACGCUGCCUGCAUAUGACCAGCUUGCCACAAUCUGGGUAAAGAAGGGGCAAUCCGCUGGAGCAGCAGCACAGGUGAACUUGGAGUACAACGGGAACGUGUUGAGGAGUGUUGUCAAUAAUCAAGGUAGCAUGCUGAAGAAAGGAACUGACUACAUUACCACCGCAACGGGGUUCAAUCUCACGUCGGCGUAUUUUGACAAGGUUACCAGUAACGCAGCUGUCGGUGUGAGGGAUACGUUGACAGUCAAGAGUUCAGCUGGUAUUCAGCUUCCACUUGAUGUCACAGUGUACGAUACUCCAACUGUGGCUCAGAACGUAUACGAACUUACGAGCACGGCCGAUUUGAGCAUCCCAGUUGUGUGGAAUGGAGCAAAAUUAGCGACUGUUAAAGCAGUUAGGAAGGACGGCGUAUACCUCAAAGAUGACUGGACGCAGUGGAACGGGCCUCUACAGCAAGCUCGCAUUAAUUGGGGUGACUUUGGAACCAAUGGGAACAACCUGGUCCUUUACUCCUCCAUUUUGAAUACAGUGAAGAGUUCAGGACAAGCCGUUGACUUUACCUUCGAGUUCUGGCCGAGGACUGACCAAACUAAUAAUGUUACCGUAACCGUUUCAGUCGUCUAG
This is a messenger RNA of Morchella importuna, 1656 nucleotides long. RefSeq lists its product as uncharacterized. NCBI's taxonomy places the organism in Eukaryota, Fungi, Ascomycota, Pezizomycetes, Pezizales, Morchellaceae. Gene Ontology annotation, molecular function: beta-glucosidase activity. The record is from RefSeq and is a predicted model, not a curated record. Gene Ontology annotation, biological process: glucan catabolic process. The transcript has 6 exons. Bases 1 to 1656 code for a protein of 551 amino acids. Gene Ontology annotation, cellular component: extracellular region; cell surface.